Perkinsus marinus ATCC 50983 is the source of this 744-nucleotide messenger RNA. RefSeq lists its product as hypothetical. Lineage: Eukaryota; Perkinsozoa; Perkinsida; Perkinsidae. The record is from RefSeq and is a predicted model, not a curated record. Bases 1 to 744 code for a protein of 247 amino acids. The transcript has a single exon.
AUGGUCCCCGAUCUCACAGUAGUAGCUGAUCCUCAGAAGUCUACAGCUUGUAGUAACGUCAAGGUGAGGCCGGUCUGCGGCCCUGUGGACCCCAAAGUAGAGGAGACUGCCGUUGAGAGGGUCUUGCGGCUUCGUAAUGUCUUAUCGGGAAGGCUUGCAACUAGAUCUGGUGAUGCUGGGCCCCGUAGUUCUACCGCUCCUUUGUUGACUUUCGACAAACUCCGCUAUGAUGUAGGCGAGGAAGAGGACGGUGAGGAAGGGCUCGUAGUGGAGUUCACCGAUAGGAGGCGGAAAAGUUGUGGUCGAAAUACUCUGCGGAAAUUCCUUGACAGAAGCAAAGCAUUUGGUAGUAGUAGACGGCCAGCUACUGCCCGUCCCCGAGAAACUCCACCCAAGGAAAGAAUAGUCGAGCCAGUUGUGAGAGUAGACGAUCCCCUCGGUGACGACACCAGCACUUUCAUUGAAGUGAAGCAGCGUAGGAAGCUGAGACGUAGUGUGUCUGAGCCGGACAUGAGCGUGGUGCCCGAGCCUACUGCCCUCGAGGGCCUGCCCGAAGAAUGCAAUUCCGAACCGGAGGCUCUUGGCACUGGGGUGGACUUGGCUGCUCGUGGGGGUCAGAAACGGCGGAGGAAAAAAAUGAGGAAGAAUCAGUUCAUCGAUGAUGCCGCGAGUGUGUCGGGGUCGUCAGGAGGCGAUGAAGAUGACGAAGAGGAGGAUGGUAGGGGUAUAGGAAGUACCCUAUGA